Molecule: messenger RNA, 2085 nt
Organism: Cajanus cajan (pigeon pea)
Lineage: Eukaryota; Viridiplantae; Streptophyta; Magnoliopsida; Fabales; Fabaceae
Source: RefSeq, a predicted model, not a curated record
AAAAAAAAUAUCCUGCUAACUUUGAUAAAUAAGAACCUUUUGGGAUAAAGUAAAGCAAAAAAUAAUAACUUUUGAUGAACAAAAUAAACGUAUAAUAACUUGUAUAAAUUAGUUUAUAGAUGUUAUCCAUUAGAAAUUGGUUUUGGUGCAUGGAUUGGAUUGGAGUAAGAAAAAGGUUUGGUUAAUGCAAUGAUAAGUGGAGGUGAUCCACUAAUUUGUAGAAGGUGGUGAAGAUGGAAAUCCGUUUUGUGUGGAGGUAUUUUGGUUAGGGAAGGGUGAAAGAAUGACAGGAGAAAAUCGAAAAAUAAAAAAGAAGGUUGAUGAAGGGACAGGUAGAUAAUUAAGUAGGAAUUGUUAAUAAGCGGUCAACGGUGAUAAUUUGAAGGUUAGGGAAGUGAGUAAGAUAAGAAAGAAAAGAAGGGUAUUUGGAGGGAGUCCAACGUGGGACCCGGCACCGUUUGCUCCAUCACGGAGUCCAGCUCAUACCGUUAUUUUAAUACUCUAAUUUUCUUCGCUUGGUUCUUUUCAUUUUCAAACAUUACUUUCUCUCUUCCUCUUUCUCUUCUUCUCCUUACUCCUCUCCCUCUCCGCCAUCAUGAUUAAUUUUUUCUUCAACAAGAGGAGUGCCUCCUCUCAUUCUCAACACCACCAUCACCCGCUGCUCUUGGGCCUGGGCCUGGGCCUGGGCCUCGCCACGCGAGACCUCCACACGCCUCCCAAUGUUCUCCAAUCCGCCAUGCUCAGGCCCAACGCCGCUCCUACCUCCGAGAACGACAACAGAUUAGUUCCCGUUGGAUCUAACGGCUUGACUUCUUGCACCGAGAGUCUAGGGUUUGAGAGCUCCGACGAGAUUCACGGCGACGCCAAUGCCGCCGCUGAGAACGAUGAGAUUUCGCGGAGGAGGGUCACAUUGAAGGCGGAGGCCAGAGCCAAGGUGCGCUCCUUCCCGCCGCCGCUUACGUCGCUGAGCCGCGACGGGAAACCGAGUUUUUAUCUCCGGGCGGUGAGGAAAGACGGGAGGUUGGAGUUGACGGAGGUGAGGAUAGAGCGGACGGAGAUUCUGCGCGCUUCGAGGCACAACGGAAGGUUGACAUUGCAUCUGGUGGCGGAUCUGGAAGAUGUGGAGGAAGAGGAAGAGGAAGAGGAAGAGGAAGAGGAAGAAGAGGAAGAAAUGGAAGAAGAUAGGGUUAGGGUUAGGGUUGAGGAGUGGAAGUUUCCGGUGGAGGGAGUGAGGAGGUGUCACGAGAUGGUGGUGAAGCAGCAUGGCGAUAUGCGAAUGUGUGGAAUCAGCAUUGUGUGACAUGAGGAGGACACGUGGCGGCCACGUGGAUGAAUGAUUUGAUUUUACCUAGAACGGAACGGAACUGGGGUUGGGCUGCAUGCGGGGAAACGACACUAGGGAAUAAUGCCGUGUAAUUAUUUAACUGCGUUUUGUGUUGUUAAGCAGUGGAGAGAGAGUAGAAGAAGAAGAAGUAGAGGAUGGGAAUUUAUCAAAAUUUUCAACUGUUACAUAAGACAAAAUCAAAAUUUUAGCAUCCUGUCCAUUAAUGAAAAUAACUCCAGUUCUUUUACCUCUCUUGUAUCAAUCGCCAUACGAGUCAGAGCCAGAGUGAUCACUGAUCGCUAUUUUGGUGGAAAAAAAAUGAGUUCGGCGGCCCCAUUUCAAGGGUCUUUCUUCCGCAUGCUAAAACUUGUUCUCCAAAUAUCUGAAUUUUGGGUUAUUUUUCAAAGAGUCUUUCAAAAAUGUUGUUGGCAUGACAUCAAAACAUUGUGAGAGAAAAGGGGUUAUUGUUUGAAGCAUCAUUUGUGAGGAAGAACCAAAUGUUGGAGCCUACAAAGUUGUCCCUACAUAGAGAAAUGUUGGACAUUGUUUCAUUUAUUAAAAGAUAAAAGGAGUAUAUGAUCCAACAUGCAAGAAGGGAUCUUUUGUUAGUGUAUACGAUUGAGUAUUUGGGUUUCCAAAAUACUGGAAAGUGCCUUGAAUUAUUGCUAUUUGACUCAGACUUAUUUUAAAAAAGUCGAGGCAUUUCGAAUUGUUUGUUGACACGGACAAAGUCAAAAAAAAAUUCUGAAAUUUUUUUCAUA